Molecule: messenger RNA, 2345 nt
Organism: Trichomycterus rosablanca
Lineage: Eukaryota; Metazoa; Chordata; Actinopteri; Siluriformes; Trichomycteridae
Exons: 25
Coding region: 111-2090 (659 amino acids)
Source: RefSeq, a predicted model, not a curated record
ACAAACCUGUGUGUGGGGAGAGAUAGGCUUCUACGCCCGUGCUUUUAGGGGGAAAAAGGCCUGUCACUGUGGACACCUGACUGACUCCAGAGCAGGAAGGGCCAUUGGCCAUGGGAGGCUCCCAAGUAAAGGUGUGGGCUGUGUCUCUGACCUUGGUGCUGUUGCUCUGUGUGUCUCACUCAAGCGCCCAGUAUGACUACUCUGGCAACCACUCAGGAGAGGAGCACACAUCAGAAGGCUCCUUAGUUGGUGGAUAUGAAGAACAGUCUGGAUACAAACAGCCUGUGGACUACAAUCCUGAGCCUACCCACAGCUAUGAGGAUGAUCAGACAGUGUCUGCAUAUGACCACUACGACUCUGCACCAACAGGGGUAACCAUGAUCACAGAGGAAACCUACCCAUAUGUCAGUACCACAGAAACCUACGACUAUGCCAAAGAAGUGUCACCAGUGACCACUCAGGUCCCAUAUGGAGAGGAUGCUUCUUUAGAAGAGGAGGAUGAGAAACCGACUGAUUGUGACUGUGAACCAGGCGAGCCUGGGUUUGGUGGCUUUGCUGGACCCAAGGGAUCCAGGGGACCCCAAGGAAAACAGGGAUUUCCUGGAGUUCAAGGAAGAGAGGGUUACAAAGGAACCAAAGGAGUUCGAGGACAGGGUGGAGACACAGGCCCUGUGGGAGAGUCUGGACCUGAUGGAGAGGAUGGUGGAUCAGGCUUCUCUGGUGCAAUGGGUUUACCUGGGCUGCCUGGGGACCCGGGUGAGACUGGAGAGCCUGGAUUAAAGGGAGAUGUUUUAAUGAUGGGUCCUCAUGGAGGAGUCGGCCUUCCAGGAGAAAUGGGCCCAGUUGGUCCGAUUGGUCCACCAGGAACUGCGGGAGGAAAAGGUAUUAAGGGAUCUACAGGAAAACCUGGCAAACAGGGGACUUUGGGACGAGAUGGGCCAAAGGGUCAGGCUGGAGCACCAGGGUUCUCUGGAGAUGUUGGGGAACAGGGCUACAUUGGCUAUUCUGGAAUACCUGGAGACAGAGGGCUGCCUGGGCAAAAGGGUUCAAAAGGAAUUAGUGGUUUGCCAGGAAGUGAUGGAGAACCAGGAGAAGAUGGACCUUUAGGAGUUCCUGGAAUUGAAGGGGCACCUGGAUCAUUUGGGUUAAAGGGACUGAAAGGGGAUCAUGGUAAAAGGGGACCUCCUGGGAGAGUAGGAGCUGAGGGUCCACAAGGGGAACGAGGAUAUUCAGGGAUCCCAGGACAGCCAGGUCCAAAAGGCCUGCCAGGCCCAUUUGGUGCCAAAGGGGAAACUGGGCCAGAUGGCAUUAAGGGUGAAAUAGGUAGGAAAGGUGUGAAAGGUCAUGAAGGAGACAAGGGAAGUUCAGGCCUUCUUGGUGACAAAGGGCAGCAAGGACCAAAAGGCUAUGUUGGACCUGUUGGUUCUGUUGGUCGGGUGGGACCUCCUGGUACCCCGGGACCCAGGGGUGACCCUGGUCCUUUUGGAAACAUUGGAGCAAAAGGAAUAAGUGGACCAAAGGGAAACCCAGGUGAAGCUGGUCCUGGACUGACAGAUGAGCAAGUUCUGGAGCUGUGUCGAGGUGUGGUCACUAUGCAAAUCUCUCAGUAUGCUGCCUCCAUUCGAGCUAAGUGUGCACAGGGAUGUCCUAUAAACAACCGUACCCUAAUUGGGCCCCCAGGAGUCCAAGGAUCUCCAGGUGGUCCAGGCAAACCCGGUAAUUCUGGUAAAGCUGGAACUAAAGGAGCCAGAGGGCCACGAGGUAUGACAGGUUUAGAGGGACAAAAAGGAGCACAGGGAGAGAGAGGAGUUAAAGGUCAGAAAGGACAACAGGGUGAUCCUGGUCGUGGACUUCCCGGGCAAGAUGGUCAUCAAGGUCUCAGAGGGCUACCAGGUCAUCCAGCACAGCCUCGAAAUGGAUUUGAGGGUCCUCCAGGGCCUCGUGGUUUUCCAGGUCCUGUGGGUCAGCCUGGUAUUGCUGGAAAUGCAGGUGUACCAGGAGUUUGUGAAGCACGGGACUGUAGCAUUCAUGCACCUGUUAUGCGCAAAGAGCAGGGACUGGUAAAAGGACCCGUCAGUACUGGGAUCUAAAAACAGUGAGGAGACUGAGCAUGUGGUCUGAUGUACAAGAAUCACUGGUGUCAGAGAUCAACUGCACAAAUUAAAGGAUAUAAGAAGAAGAAAUUGGUCGAGGCAAAUAUUUUCUUAGAAACAGAGAUGAGACAAACAACUGAAUACUGUUGUAGUUAAAAACACUGAAUUUACCAACAUAAAAGUAAACUUGAUUAAGAAAGGAUUCAUUUCUGAUUAUUGUAUUAGAAAUGUUGUAAAUUUGGUGAAAAUAAA